AAUAAGUGAUAGUAGCAAGUAAAACGCAAUAAAGACUAGAGAGUGAACCCAUCAACUUGAGUGAUUUUCAUGCGUGGAUAGUAUAUAUCUUUGUGUAUAUAUUGAUUGCUGAAGCUUUUGUGGUGAAUCCUUUGGUCUAAUCGAUGAGCUUAUUAGGGUUGAUCAAUCGAUUGAUCAUGAAGUACUGUAUGUUAUUUUGUGUGUUAUUGUAUAUAUCGUCAUUUAAUCAUGCUUUAGCUAAAGAGUGUAGUAAUCAUAUUCAUCCUCAAUUAUCAUCACAUACUUUUAGAUAUCAACUGCUAAAAUCCAACAAUCAGACCUUCAAGAAUGAGAUUUUUGCGUCUUACGGUUCGAUUUCUAGGAAGAUUUUGAGUGAGAGAGCCGAAAUGGAUUCGAUUAUGAUGAAUAGAAAGACGAGGAGUUUAGGGGAAUUCAAUUGGACAUCUCGUGGUUUUUUAAAGGAAGUAGAGCUGAAAGAUGUGAGAUUGGAACCUAAUUCCAUACAAGGACGAGCUCAGCAGACGAAUUUGGAGUAUUUGUUGCUGUUGGAUGUUGAUAGGUUAGUUUGGAGUUUUAGGAAGACGGCUGGAUUGUCGGCUCCUGGUGUUGCGUAUGGAGGUUGGGAGGCUCCUGACUGUGAGCUUCGCGGACAUUUUGUAGGGCAUUAUCUCAGUGCUUCAACGUUGAUGUGGGCUAGCACUCACAAUGAUACUCUUAAAAAGAAAAUGUUUGCAGUGGUUUCUGCUCUUUAUGAAUGUCAGAACAAAGUGGGUACAGGAUAUCUUUCUGCUUUUACCUCCGAGCAAUUUGAUCGUUUUGAAGCUCUAAAACCUGUAUGGGCACCUUAUUACACAAUUCACAAGAUAUUGGCAGGUCUUCUAGAUCAGUAUACAUUAGCCAACAAUACUAGAUCUUUGGAAAUGGUAAAGUGGAUGGUUGAUUACUUCUACGAGCGUGUGAAAAAUGUAAUAUCAAAGUACAGCGUUGCAAGACACUAUCAGGCAUUAAAUGAAGAAACAGGUGGCAUGAAUGAUGUUCUAUACAAAUUGCACAGCAUAACGGGAAAUCACAAACAUUUUGUAUUGGCUCAACUUUUUGACAAACCCUGUUUUUUAGGAUUGCUGGCUGUAAAGGCUAAUGAUAUAUCGGGUUUCCAUGCCAAUACUCAUAUUCCAGUUGUUAUUGGAUCACAAAUGCGAUAUGAAAUUACGGGUGAUCUACUCUAUAAGGAAAUUGGGAUGUUCUUCAUGGAUAUUGUGAACUCUUCUUACACCUAUGCUACCGGAGGAACAUCACAUGGUGAAUUCUGGAAAGACCCGAAGCGAUUGGCAAGCUUUUUAGAUGCUGAGAAUGAAGAAUCUUGCACAACUUAUAAUAUGCUCAAGGUCUCACGCAACCUCUUCAGAUGGACCAAAGAAGUAGGCUAUGCAGAUUAUUAUGAACGAGCACUCACAAAUGGAGUGUUGAGCAUCCAGAGAGGCCGAGAACCCGGGAUCAUGAUCUACAUGCUACCACUAGGCCAUGGUGAAUCUAAGGCUAGGAGUGAUAAUGAGGGAUGGGGAACAAAAUAUGAUAGUUUCUGGUGUUGCUAUGGAACAGGAAUUGAGUCAUUCUCAAAGUUAGGAGAUUCCAUAUACUUCGAAGAGGAGGGAAAAGUGCCGGGGCUUUACAUCAGUCAGUACAUAUCAAGCUCAUUUAAUUGGACUUCGCAAAAUAUUUUGGUAAAUUUGAAAGUAGAGCCUGUUGUUUCAUGGGAUGAUCACCUUCAUGUAGCUGUUGAAAUUACCUUAAACAAGAAAAAGGAAUCUACAUUAAAUUUUAGAGUACCUUCUUGGGCAAAGUCAGAGGCUGCGACUGCAUUCGUUAACCAUCAGCAAUUGUUUGUACCAAGUCCAGGUAGUUUAUUAUCAUUAACUCGGAAAUGGAACUCCAGUGACAAGAUUACUCUUGAGCUACCCAUGAAUAUUAGAUUGGAGACAAUUCAAGAUGAUCGGCCUGAAUAUGCUUCCGAUCAUGCAAUUCUAUAUGGCCCCUACCUUCUUGUUGGUCUGAGCACCGGUGAUAGGAACAUCAAUACUGAAAGAGCAGGUUCUAUCCUGGACUGGAUUAUUCCAAUCCCAGCUGCAUAUAAUUCUCAUCUAAUUACACUUGCCCAAGAAUCCAAAAACAGCUCAUUCGUCCUUACAAACUCAAACAAGUCCAUGACUAAUGAAUUAUUACCUGAGGCUGGAUCAAAUCAUUCUGUAUAUGCCACUUUUAGGCUCAUCCCGAAAAACUCAACUUCCUCUAGGCUUUUAGAAGCAGAAGCUUGUAUAGGAAGAGCUGUUGAGCUGGAACCAUUUGACCUUCCAGGUAUGGUUGUUGUGGAGCGAGGAAUAAAUCAAAGCCUAGGUGUAAGUGAUGCUGUUGGUAGUAGCAAUUCUACUUUUGUUUUGGUUCAAGGACUAGAUGGAAAGAGCGGAACAGUUUCUCUGGAAUCCGCAAGACACAGAGGGUGUUUUGUGUACAGCGAUUUGGAUCUUCAUUCAAGCGUUAAACUCAAAUGCAAUGUCGGAUCAUCUGAUGUCAGGUUUAUAGAGGCCGCUAGCUUCCAAUUAAGACGGGGCAUUAGCAAGUAUGACCCAAUUAGCUUCGUGGCCAAAGGAGCAACAAGGAACUUUCUUCUGCAACCUAUAUUCAGUUUAAGAGAUGAAAAUUACGUUGUUUACUUUAAUAUUCAGUCAAAGAAGUUGAGUGCAGAACUUUAGAGCAGUCGGUGUAUUAGCUCGAUAGUCGUUACAGCUCCCUUGUUAGCGUGCAUCAUUCUCAGGGCGGCAGCUUGUUUGGUUAUUUCAUCGGAAGCCAUAUGUACAAACUUCUAUCUAUUGGGUUUAAUAUUACACCACCAUUGUUUUGAUCCAUAUUCUAGCAUCUAUUUUGACAAGGAGUUGAUAAUAUAUCAAAUUACAAACUUUAUUGCA
This is a messenger RNA of Daucus carota subsp. sativus, 2960 nucleotides long. RefSeq lists its product as uncharacterized. Gene Ontology annotation, biological process: L-arabinose metabolic process. The transcript has 12 exons. The coding region runs from base 144 to 2747 and encodes 867 amino acids. The record is from RefSeq and is a predicted model, not a curated record. Gene Ontology annotation, molecular function: alpha-L-arabinofuranosidase activity. NCBI's taxonomy places the organism in Eukaryota, Viridiplantae, Streptophyta, Magnoliopsida, Apiales, Apiaceae.